UUUCGCUUCCCGUUUCUGCCACCAGUAUCAGCUGACUUCCCACCUGAUACCAACAGCGGCGAGCGUGCGGGUCUCUGGCUCUUCUAUCGCUUUUAAUUGUAUUAAUUUUACUCUCUGUGUGAAAAUAUAUCGGGGGCUAUGUUCAAACACUACAACAGUGCUUGACCGGCAUGGAGAGCCUCGGUGACAAGGGGCAGAAUGAGGCGCACUGUCAGUGGGCCCUGUGCUCCCAUCCGUGCUGUUGGGAGGCUGAGCAGGGCAUUGCUAAAGGCAUUUAUAGCGGAACUGUGAAGAAACCCACUGAACAAUGCACUGCUGUCCAUGAAAGUUUUCCGUCUCUGACCGUGGUCAAUGCUUCAGAAUGGACUGGCUUGAGGAGGCAUUCUGAAGAAAAGCUGUUUUAUAAAACAGUCAGUCCAGACAGCUCAGUAUCUGAAGGAUCUCUGCACAGUAUUACCUGUACUCCAGUACUUCCACAGAAAGUGUCCACACAGAGGUUUAAAAGUGCAGAAUCAGCCUUCAGCUCAGUAUAUCCAGCAGCACAACCUACAGCUGCAAAAGGAGUAAAAUUAAACAAAGCUCAUAUCAGCCCUGAUCUAAAUGGCUCAGACUCACCACUGGGAACGUCUUCUCUGGUUUUAUGGGUCCCAAACCCACACUAUACACCUCAGUGUCUUAAAAAAAGAUCAAACCUUCCACAAUGUGCAGUGAAGGAGUUAAUCUGCCUUCCUGCUUGUCCAGUGCAGAAUGCUUCUGAAGAGAAAAAAAAGCUCAAGAGUGUGAAGAAGAUGGUGAGCUUUCAGCAAGCCUGUUCACCCCUAAAUAAAGCCAGGCUGACAUUUUCAUGCCAGCCUGAUUCAGCCUCAAACCAGAGCCGCAGCGGAGAAGGGCAAAGGUUUGACAACAGGGGGGCAAACACAGGACCCUCAUCAGCAACCUUGGAGAACAGAGUGAAUCCAAAAGAAGGAAAGAAGAGUCCAUUGAUUUUAAGGAAUAGACCUGUGCUCCUCCACGCCAAGCGAGAACGAGGGGGGAAGAGAGUGAGCAUGGAUGCCCUGAAAUCUCCCUACAAAUUGGACAGCGAGACAGGUGGAGAGAGUAUAGAAUGGGACCGGUUGAGGAGGCAGGCCUGCCUGUGGAAGAGGCAUAAUUCCCUUCAGCACAAAGACUGCAGUGUCUCAGGUGAUCCUCCAGGGGGAGCCAGUGUACUUCUGGUAGACAGUGGUUUGUGUCCUGUUUCUUCAGUGAGAUCACAUCACAACCUCCAGAGCCCACUGUCUGUAGCUCCUGCUGCAUGGCACUGUACAAAAGGCAUUUGGCACUAUCAGAAAAGCAGCCAGCCACCACUGUCUCACAGCAAGUACCUCCACAGCACAGCUUCAGAGGCUGAGGCACUCUCCACUGACUGCAGUAGCUCUACUGUCGCAGACCACAGAGCCUCUAUACAGAUGCCAGGCACAGAUGAAAAGAGUGUGAAAGAGAAAGGCAUUAAAGGCAUCAUCACUCUGACUAACUCACUGCUCCACUGCCAGCAAUCAAACCAGGAGCACCCCGACAAUAUGAGUAAGCGUUCAGUGGUCAAGGUUGAUGACAACUUCCCAGAGAAGUUAAACCACAGUUCAAAAAGCAGCUUGACACUCGUCACUGGAGCAGAGGAACCCUGGAGUGAAAGCAGCUCCACUGAGAAAGGACCAGAACCCAAAGCCUACCAAGUGUGCACUCCCCCACCCAGCCUCAGCUCACUGUAAAACACAUAGACACACACACACACUUUUUUUGAUUAAAUCAUGCAGAAUGAAAAUAAAUAAGUUAAUUAUC
Astyanax mexicanus (Mexican tetra) is the source of this 1818-nucleotide messenger RNA. RefSeq lists its product as uncharacterized. The record is from RefSeq and is a predicted model, not a curated record. The transcript is spliced from 11 exons. The coding region runs from base 171 to 1748 and encodes 525 amino acids. NCBI's taxonomy places the organism in Eukaryota, Metazoa, Chordata, Actinopteri, Characiformes, Acestrorhamphidae.